Saccostrea cuccullata (small rock oyster) is the source of this 1050-nucleotide messenger RNA. RefSeq lists its product as uncharacterized. The transcript has a single exon. The coding region runs from base 92 to 982 and encodes 296 amino acids. NCBI's taxonomy places the organism in Eukaryota, Metazoa, Mollusca, Bivalvia, Ostreida, Ostreidae. The record is from RefSeq and is a predicted model, not a curated record.
UGAAAUAAUUUAAUAAAUUGAAGGAAAUUCGGUCAGAGAACUGACCAUAUAAUGGAAAUAACUUCAAACUUUUAUAUAACUUUGUGUUAAGAUGAAGUACAAAGUAAAGUGUUUUAUUGUAUGUGUAAGACUGGAUGGCGAAUUCACUGACAUCGUGUACCAUACUUUUGGCAAAGGAUCUAAACAUGCUAAACUAGCCCAUGUGAUAAGUGCUAAAGAUGAUGUAAAAGAUGAACACAAUCGUUAUCCACAACGGAAAGUUAAAGAGUUUACAGAAAAUACUGAAGGAGAUUACACUCUUUUGCUAUCAGACUCUUCUACAGGCGAAUGUCAACAAACUUAUAACUUCUUUAUGACUUCCCUGAAGUUAGAUGCCCAUCUGGCCUCUUGUCUCAUAUUUGAGUUUAAACUUUUCCCACAAUUUAGGGAGAGAUUAUUUAAUUUUUUUAAACAGAAUUAUAACUAUCAAUACACUACUGUGAAUUUUAAGGAAAAGGACACAGAAGUACAAGCAACGAGAAAAGAGCAACAAAAAGAAAAUAUGAUUGUUGACUAUGUGGUGGAAGUUGACCCAGUUUAUCCCAAACAGAAAGUGGACUAUGCAUGGAGUUAUAAGUUAGGAGCCCAGACGGUCCGGAAAAUGCUGCUAGAGGAGGCAUUUGCCUGGUUUUCGACUCUUGGAGGGGCAUUCUCAUCGCUGGGUGACUGUUUUCCUAGAUUCGCAGAGGAGGCCGGGAGAAUCUCCAUGAAACAGCUGAAAAUAGCAGAGGAGGAGGAAAAUCCCAUUCUAGCAUGCAAAGCAAAGCUAUUUUUUGCCCAGAGUUUAAUGCAAAGAGGUUACAUUGCAGAGUCUCAGAGGAUAAUAUGGACCCAGACAAUUUUUGCCAAGAAAAUGAUAGGUGUGGAUAGUAAAUUGUUGACAAUGUGUCGAGCUCUGAGGAAACGAUUAAAAUAUGUCAAAAAUAACAUGUUAACUGUAUGAUCAAAUAUCAAAACUUAUUUGUUAGAAGUGUUUUAAUGCCAAUUACAGUUUUUAAAAGAAAUAAUUUU